AAUUGUCACUGAACUAACUAGAGAGACCCUGCUGUUAGAUGGCUCCAUUGCAGACCCCAUCUGUCCAGAUCCAGCCCCAUACCAGGUCCCCAGCAACAAAACUUUCUAUAUCCCUGUCAGCCAACCAAACUCAGCGGGUCCUCCUGGGGCAACAAAUACGGAAACGACAGAGGACCACAUUGAGCCAUCUCCUGUCAUAGGAAAAAACAACAAGAAAACAGCCCAGAAUGCAGCAAUGAUGGAGGAGGACCUAAUUGAGCCAUCUCCUAUCAUUGGAAAAAACAUCAGGAAAACAGCCCAGGGAUCUUCAAAACUAGGCCGGAAUCAAAUGGCAAAUCAAAGUAAAAGUAAACCCAAAAGCGUCUUCCCUCUGCAGCCAGAAAACAAAGAUAAAGCUAACACAAAUACUAAAUGUCUUCCCAUCAAGAAAUAAGGAUACUCCAGUGGAACUGCCAUAGCCUCAGUAACAAACUCAGCAACCUAAAACUGCACAUUUACUCCAACAAGCCACAUGUAGUAUGUCUGUCCGAAACAUGGCUUUCACCAAACUUUGAACCAACAUUUAUUAACUAUAACACCAUUUAUAAACAUAGAGAGGCUCCUCAGGCUGGAGGAGGGCUUGCUCUGCUGAUCAGGAGUGAUGUUACCUACUUGGAACAUGACUUACAACCCUUUCAACGGGGCCUUCUGGAAGUUUGUGGGAUCAAAAUAUACCUGAAAAAUAACAAUGUGCCAGUAUCAAUACUAAAUCUCUACAACCCUAAUAAAAAUGUCACCUAUCAAGAGUUUGAUUUCUAUUUCUCACAGUUAGAACCCUCAUGCCUCAUCGUGGGUGAUUUCAAUGCCCAUAGUCCAGUUUGGGAGCCAGGCAAAAUCCCAAACCAGAGUGGAAGGAACUUAGAAAAUAUCCUACUAAACAACAGCAGACUAGCUCUUC
Messenger RNA from Hyalella azteca, 937 nucleotides. RefSeq lists its product as uncharacterized. The record is from RefSeq and is a predicted model, not a curated record. NCBI's taxonomy places the organism in Eukaryota, Metazoa, Arthropoda, Malacostraca, Amphipoda, Hyalellidae.